AUGGAAGAUGAAACAAGUCGAACAACCAAUGUCAGUGGAAGCGCACCUGUCAGUGGAAGCACACCUCUUACUGAGUCUCUUGAUUCAACACCGGAAGUUGAACAACAUCCAGUGAUUGUGAAGAGGAAAGCUAUAGAACCAAGAUCUGCUGCUUGGCCGCAUUAUGAUAAGCUCAUAGAAGAUGGAAUUAAUAAAGCAAAGUGCAAGUAUUGUGAUGGAAGUGUUGCAGGUGUACUUGAAAGUGAUGAUUGGCAAAAGGUGAGAAAUAUGGUAAUAUUUCUUAAAAGGUUUUAUGAUCUAACUGAGAAGGUUUCAGGUUCACUCUACGUCACUUCUAAUGGUCACUUUGAAGAUAUAGUUGAGCUUCACAAUCAUUUAAGAGAGUGUAUGGAAGACGAUGAUCCUUCUUUGGCAAAAAUGGGAGAAAAAAUGAAAGAAAAGUUUGUCAAGUAUUGGGGUGCUCCUGAAAAAAUGAAUAAAGUGCUUUUUAUUGCCUCUAUCUUAGAUCCUCGUAACAAACUUGAGUAUGUUGGCGACGCACUUGAGGAUAUGUUUGGAGAUGAAAAGGGGAGUGAAAUAAAAGAUAAAGUGGUGACUUAGAUGAAAUCUAUGUUUGAAGAGUAUGUAGCAAAAUUCUCUAAUGCAUCUCGACGCACAUCUUCUCUCUCUGAUUUAUCGGGUCAGACAUCAGAUUCAUCUAGCUCUAGCACUACAACAAAAUCAGCAAAAGUGAGAAAUAGGAUCCAAAUGAAGAGGAACAAACAAGAUGGUACGGGUUUGGGUGGUAAGUCGGAGUUGGAAAAGUAUCUUAGUGAAGAACUAGAGCGAAUGAUGAUGAGGACAAUUUUGAUAUCUUGUCAUGGUGGAAAGCUCAUUCUCCUAGAUAUAAAAUUCUUUCCGAGAUGGCUCGUGAUGUGUUGGCAAUUCUAAUUUCUAGUGUGGCAUCGGAAUGUGCCUUUAGCACGGGGGCCGUAUUCUUGAUUCAUUUAGGAGUUCUUUGAAUCCAAAAUUGGUCCAAGCUGUUAUUUGUCUUCAAGAUUGGCGUCGAAAUGAGCCUUAUCCCAUAAAUGUUGAAGAAGAUUUUAAUGAUCUUAUGAAACUUGAACUUGGUAUGUUUUUCAGUUUUUGUAUUUUAUUUUUAUAUUUUUUUACUUAGUUUAAUUGUUGACACAUUUUAAAUUCUUUUUAGAUAUGGCUGAUAGCUCAAAAGAUUCCCUCGUUCUUGAUUUGUAAUCGCAAGAUGC
Molecule: messenger RNA, 1244 nt
Organism: Lycium ferocissimum
Lineage: Eukaryota; Viridiplantae; Streptophyta; Magnoliopsida; Solanales; Solanaceae
Exons: 2
Coding region: 1-600 (199 amino acids)
Molecular function (GO): DNA binding
Source: RefSeq, a predicted model, not a curated record